AUGGCCUCUAUUCGCGUUCUUUCCUUCGAUGCUGAGGGCCGUCCCGUGCAGUUCACUUCCUGGCUCGAUGACCUGCAGUUGUAUCUUAUGAGCAAUAGCACGGACCACAUCUCCCUCUAUGACUACGCGUCUGGUGCUGCCGCUGCUCCUGCUGCCACAGCCGAGCUUAGUGUACGUUCACAGUGGCAGACUCGUGACGCUGCAGCUCGCCUGGCUAUUCGCAGUCACCUGCCGUUAGCUGAGCUAGAGCACUUUGGCGACUGCAAAACCGCUAAGGCCCUAUAUGACGCUGUCGUUGCUCGCUACUCCUCACCUGCCACAGCCGAGCUUAGCCGUCUCAUGCUGCCUUACCUGUUCCCUGACCUGUCCACCUUUGCUACAGUCGCCGAUCUUAUCACCCACCUUCGCACUAGUGAUGCUCGCCUGCGUGCCGCCCUUCCCACCGAGUUCUGCGCUAAGAACCCCCCUCCCCUGUACUGGACACUCCACUUCAUAGUCACCCGUCUCCCUGACACCCUCAGCUCAGUGCGCGACUAUUUCCUUGCUCGCUGUCCCACUGAGCUCACUGUCGCCCUCCUAGAGGAGAAGCUGCUAGCAGCCGAGAAGAGCAUUGUGGCUGUUGGUGCUGCUCGCGGCGCUCCUCGCACCCCCAUCUUUGAGGGGUGCUCUCCCUCUCCCCUCGCUCCCUCCUAUGCUACUGCUGCUGCUGUUGACUUCCUUGGCGGUGCUGGAGGGAGCGGUGGCGGGAGUGCCGGUGGGAGUGGGGCCGGCGGCGGAGGCGGGGGCGGCGGCGGGAGCAGUGGCGGUGGUGGCAGCGGCGGCGGUGGCGGCGGUGGCGGUAGUGGCGGUGGCGGUGGCGGUGGUGGCGGUCGGAGCGGAGGUAGUGGCGGCGGUGGAGGUCGGAGUGGAGGCACCGGCUCGGGCCAGAGCUCCCAGCAGCAGCAGCGUCCCCAGUCGACCCAGCAGCUUCGUGAGUGGCUUGCUCAGCGUGGGACGUCGGGGGGCAGUGGCCGCUGUUCCUAUGUCAUUCGCACAGGUGAUCGCAAGGGGCAGACGUGUGGAAAGUUCCACACUCAGUACCGCUGCUUCUUCCGCCUUGACGACGCUUGGCGUGAGGAGAUGGGCGAGGAUGUUGAGCGCCCUCGCUGGGCUGAGCUGAUGAGGGCUGGUGUUGAUAUCUUUGCUCUUGACUAUGAUGCUAUUAUUGCUGCCAUCUAG
Messenger RNA from Closterium sp. Yama58-4, 1218 nucleotides. The record is from the annotation of a GenBank genome assembly. Lineage: Eukaryota; Viridiplantae; Streptophyta; Zygnematophyceae; Desmidiales; Closteriaceae.